Messenger RNA from Mya arenaria, 1283 nucleotides. RefSeq names its product putative nuclease HARBI1. The transcript is spliced from 5 exons. Bases 31 to 501 code for a protein of 156 amino acids. Lineage: Eukaryota; Metazoa; Mollusca; Bivalvia; Myida; Myidae. The record is from RefSeq and is a predicted model, not a curated record.
UACCUCCAACGAUCGUCCCCGUCAAAGGCCAUGGAUCGUGCUCCAAAUUUGAAUGAUUUGACAGAAAUGGAAAUUAUUCAGCGGUACAGAUUUGACAUGAAUGGCAUCUUAUAUCUGGAACAGUUAAUCGGGAAUGGAAUCACCCCAAAAGUGAAUAGAAAUAAUGCCUUACGUGCCCGGCAGAAAAUAUUAAUCACAUUAAGAAGUCACAAAAUCACACGAGCUCUUGUUGAGAGAUCUAUUGGACAACUUAAGAAAAGGUUUGGUGUUCUCCAUGGAGAAAUAAAUUUGGAGCCACACAAAGUUUGCAAGGUGAUUGUAGCAUGUUGUGUUCUGCACAACAUCUGCAAAGAGAGAGCAAUCCCUAUUAACGGCGAUGAUGAUUCUGAUGACGAGGAUGAUAAUGCAGAUGAUCAACUGGCACAGGGAGUGCGGCAACCUCCAAAUGUGGCGGGAAAUAGAUUCAGGGAUCAUGUUGCAGCAACAUAUUUCAGGCCAUGAUUUCCAUGCAGGUGCUGCAGUGACUGCAGCCGUUGUUGUUAGUGUUGUUGCUGGUACUACUUCCAGAACAGUUGACAAUGUAACUUGUGGAAAUAUCCUGUACCAGCUGUAGUGGCUCCUCGUAGUCAGACAUUAAGAAAUAAGAAAAUAUUUACACUCAGAGAAAGCCUAUGGUGUAAUAAUGUUUGACUUAUGUUUGUUAUUAAAUAAUGUAUUUAAUGAAAUUCAUAUGUCAGAAUUAUGUAUACAAUUUGUUUUCUUACUCAAUGGUAUGCGAAGGCUGUGAAGGUGUCUCCACUGCACUGCAAUUCGAAUUGAAAGCAAUUAAAAGCAAUUUAAAAGUGAUACAAGUGUUUUAAAUACAAUUCAUUCAAUUCAAUUUUAAACAGUCUGUAGAUAAAAGAAUGGUUUACAUUUAGUAAAUUAAAUACCUUUGCAUUUGAAGUAUUGUGCUGUCCAGCCCACUGCCUAAUCCUACAAUGUUGGGUGAAUUUUCCCCAACAACUGCCAUAACUCGUUCUGUCACCUCAGACAGUUUCACAGGAUUUGUUCCAGAACCUGAAUAAUAAUGGUGUAACAACUCCAUUAAAUUGAUCAUCUGCAAUUAUUUAGCUUGUAGCUAUAUUUACAUAAUAAUCGCUUGUACCAAAAGAUUAAUCUAAUUUUGAAUAUUCACAGAAGUGUUUGAGUUGUUAAAAACAAUUGUUUGUUAAAACUGCACCUGUGUGUGAUUAUUGCGGUUAUAAACUUUAAAAACAUAAUUGUUGCUUCACCUUUUUUAA